Molecule: messenger RNA, 2460 nt
Organism: Aspergillus pseudonomiae
Lineage: Eukaryota; Fungi; Ascomycota; Eurotiomycetes; Eurotiales; Aspergillaceae
Exons: 3
Coding region: 1-2460 (819 amino acids)
Source: RefSeq, a predicted model, not a curated record
AUGGGUCGCACCCUACUUAUAGAACUGUCUGACGCCGGAUCUUCCACGGACAACAUGGAGUUGGUCAAUAAUACACUCGGCCAUAGGGCAAAUCUAUUGGCCCAACAAAGAUUGCAAUGCUAUCGUGGAUGUGCAACGAUAGAAAUACGUCAUCUGGGUUUUGAGAGUGAAGUUGUCCUCGGAUCAAGGCCACUAGACCAAGGUAACAUAAAGAGACUGCUAAAUAUUUUCCAUCUUGAAGGAUGUGCCAAUCUGGAACCUGAGAACCGUGUGGCUGCUAUUAUCAGCGAGCAAACUCUGCAGAGCAGCCUUGUACAUACAGGCAUCACCCGCGAAGCCCUUUUUAAUCGUAUAAAUCCGCCUAAUUUGUUGUUCGCCGAGCCCAUCCAACUACUAUGCGUCUAUGGAAAGCAUCGGCUGAAGGCUGGGGAAGCCUUUGGAGAAGAUCGGUGGUUGGUGGACCUAUACCUACAUGAAAUCUCCACCGAUGCAUUGGCUCAGCUCCGCGAAGAAUCUACAAAUGCGCAGUGUUUCAAGGACGGAGAGAUCUAUCGCAUUCUGCGGCAGUAUCAGCUUUUGCAUAAUACUGCCCAGGAACAGAAGUGGUGGGCAAGAUUCAAAUCUGAGGAGCGUCGAAAGGACAUUCGUCGACUGCAACGAAACAAGCUUCUCUGUGAGGGCUUUGAUAGAUUGCUGCCCUAUAUCGGUCUUUGGGAUCCUUUGAGGACCUCCCAAGUGGAGAGAAUUCUUUGGCUUCGGUGUCACGAAUCCAUUUACAACUACCUCUGCCAGAUCCAUCGGACAUGGUCCCUUCUCUUCUCAGAGGACACUGCGUACCUGGUGGACUCGACGUCCGUGCGGCUCGUGGAGGGCUUAAUGCCAUCGUAUUCACUUGAAGACCGAAAUCAUCUCAGUGAGCUUAUGCGCACGGAGAGAAUAUUCCCUCUCAUAACCGGGGAAGGGGAAAGAGAGACUCUACAAAACAAAUUGAUUAAGAUUUCGGGAAGAAUACUGUCCAUUAACACUCUCGUCCAAGAUACUUUAUAUCUAGAACGGCCAGUAAAGGCAUUUCGCAGUCUGCUUCCUCGGAAAUUUAAGGGAACUGUAAGGCAGGCGCUGCUUGAACGCUGGAAGUUGGACAACUUGGACAGGGCAAGCGCAGUCCAGAUGUCGGAGCAUAGUUUUGAAGAAGCACCAACGUCUGUCAAUCUGUUUUCACUUGGCAUGACACAGCUUUGGUUAUUCACUCUCAGACACUUUGUCAAACCGCACAUCGAUGCCAAAUGUAACCAGUUGGCAACAUCGUGGUCCACCGAAAGGCGCAGCCUUGGUAAAAUGGCAAUACUGGCUCGGCAGCUUGGGUUUUCGUCAACCGAGAUUAAUAUGCUCCGGCGAGAAGACUUUGAGCGCGCCGAUUCUGAUCGAAUUUUACGGGCUAUCUGCACAGAGGAUUUUUAUCAGAUUGACGAAGCCAAGCUUAAGGUGAUGACGAAUAGUUUAAAAGACUUUUGGCGCCACCUGUCACGUAUGAAAGAAGUACAGUCGCAGAUACCGGAUUUCGCUACGGACAAGGUAGAGCAAAUGUCACGUCGCAGAAGUAAUUGUCCGCUAUGGGAUGAGCAUCAGCGCGAUCGCUCACAUCUAUUUAUCGAGCAUAUAUACAGCGCUGACCAGCCAUGCGCACGAUAUCCGACUUCGUUUGCUGUUACAAGAGAGAUAUUUUUCUCCUUUUUUGGAAAGCAUCCUCUCUACGACAUUUUUGCGAAAGCGCCAGCGCCAGCGCCAGAACAAACCAUACCAGCCUCCGACCCAGAUGAGCAGCCUAGUAGCGAGAGUGAACAACCCCAUGACCAAAUUGCGGAUGAGAGUCCAAUCGAACUCCUCCCUCAUCCACCAGGAACUCCAGAUCGCCUCAGAGAGGAGCUUAAUUCAAGGCAAACAGCUUCUCUGGUCCAUGACAUGGAGGGAGUGGAGCAGGAUGUACCUCUGGCGGCAGGGUUUGAGGACAUCAUCUGCAAGGCUCCACUGGAAACUAGGGCAGACAUCUGCGUGCAUAGGAAAGUCGCAGAAAUUCUCCAGAUGUGGUAUGCCUCGUGCAAUACAAGCUUGGUCGUCCUCUUUCUUUUUGAAUCCCGCAGGUACUACAAAUUCCAUGCCGAGGAUGGGUUGGCCUUACGUUCCGUGCUCCAAGAUCUCUCGAGAGAGCAUUACUUUCUAAUAAUCAACGACUACGGGGUCGGGGCUCCGGAUUUGAACAAAGUUUGUGAGGUCGCUUUGGCUGAACGCCUCGUCCUGGUUGGGAAAAAAGACAACCCAAGCCAAGGCAUCCAAGACGAACAAGGACGGAUUUCCGUGGAUAAACUACGUGACUACGUUAUAAAGUAUGACGUACGUACUGGGAAGCGGAGAGCAGAGAUCAUUUCCGACAGGCCAGCAAAACGCCAUGUUCCGAAGUCUUGA